GCCUUCUUCCCCUCCCUUUCCGUCAAACACGUCGAAUGAUGGAGCAUGCUGAGGGUGAGCUCGACAACAAUGCACUUACUGCCGAGGCAAGGAAGCUGCUCGAGGAACUGGCAUCAACGACGCUCCCCGACGGCCGCCCCGGCAACGUGGGCAUCUCGUGGGACAAGAGCCGCAACAAGAUGGGCUACUGCGUGCGGCUCAAGUUCCUGCAGCAGAACAUCAUGGGCAAGGGCUGCCACAGACCCGCUGAGAGGUCCGUCGCUGGGCUAAGGCUGGCGCUCCAGAGUGCAAAGGAUGUGCGCGACAAGCUGGUGAGUGACUUGAGCGGUGCCCGGGCCGAGCUGAACGAGAUGAACGCCAUGCACCAGCAGAUGCUUCUGGACCAAGUCAAGGAACGACCAGGUGAGGAGGAAGUCAAAACAGGGGGAGGGGACAAAACGACGUGCAUUCAGCAUCUACGGCUCUGUUUCUACCUUGUGUGUGCGGUUGCUGGCAGAUGCCUUGACGGAUGCCCAAGUCCGCACAGCCGCCCAGCUUCUGAUGAACCGACACCGCGCCAACACGCCUGCCACUCGUCCUGCCCUCAACAGUCGCGAGGACGGCGAGCGGCGGCUCAAGCAGGGCUGCGGAAUCGCAUGGCGCAACGACAAGCUGGCCUUCGAAGUGAAAAUCUGGCGCGACGGCGGCUACCUCCCCAGGCGAGCCUUUGCGGUCAAGCGCAACACCGUCGCGGACCUAAGGGAGGCCUUUGCCAUGGCCAAGGCGGCGGCUGAGCACAUGAUGGAGGAGCACAUGGAGAGGGAGGUCGUCGUGCAGCCCACCCUCCUGCAGGCGGCCAUGGGGCAGCAGCAGCAGGCUGUGCCAGCGAUCGUGGACCACCCCCCACUUGCCAUCACCGAUGCCCAGCCCUCGCCCGCCGCCAUCAAGGCCGUCAAGGACGAGAAGAUUGACGGCUCAUCUGACCCACAGGACGGCAGCGUGGCCCUCGACAAGUGCGCAGAGGCGGCGCGGAAGCGCCUGAGCGAUCGGAGCGUGGGUGACUUCAUGGUGGCGGAGCAAUUGCGGUGGAACUGUGACUCUCGUGAGUACGAGGUGGUAGAGUGUGUGUACCGCAGGCACAACUGGCGUUCGACGCCCUUCUCCGCCAAGUGGGCCAGUGUGGGUGCGAGGGUGCCGGAGGGGGAGGGGGGGCUGAUGCUGAUGGAGGGAGUGGUGGAUGAGGCCCUGAACAAGGCUGCCAAGGCCGUGCUGCUGAGAGCGCUGAGGCGGAGGAAUAAAGACAGGGCCAAGCGGAAGGACAAGGCAGUGUAGGUGGGGGGAUGGACUAGGCCGAAGCUGCCUGAUAGCUAAUGUCACUGGUAUUUCAUUAUACACUAUGUGUUUGUUGGGGGGGGGGGGGGGGGGGGGGG
This is a messenger RNA of Vitrella brassicaformis, 1409 nucleotides long. Lineage: Eukaryota; Vitrellaceae. The record is from the annotation of a GenBank genome assembly.